CUAUGAUCUAUCCGUUAGCCAAAUGGGCCUUUGACGUGUUCAGAAAUGAGAUGGUAAACAAAGAUGGCGGACUGGAGUAGAGGACAUGGGGCUGUGGAUGAUAUGUUGGACGCCGAAAAUAAGCUUUUGGCGGAUAGUCUGGCAUCCAAGGUUUCCAGACUGAAAUCGCUGGCGUAUGACAUUGAUAAAGACGCUGAAGAACAAAAUUCAUAUUUGGACGGCAUGGGCUCCAACUUCCUGAGCGCUACAGGCCUGCUGACAGGAAGUGUGAAGCGGUUCUCCACCAUGGUGCGCUCUGGGCGGGAAAACAGGAAGAUCCUGUGCUAUGUGUCUGUGGGACUGGUGGUAGUCUUUUUCCUGCUCUACCACAUGGUCUCCAGGAUCCAGGCAUAAGGAAAAUGCACCCGAUCAAUACUGGUCCUGUACUGCUAAUUGAAUUCUCAGUUGUAUGAGAAGUGUAAUUUUGCUGAUCCCGGAAAACAGCUUGCUCUCCUGUUUUAUUAACAUUAAGAGGAGAUGAGUCUGAGUGUAGGUCUUCAUGAAUGGCUGGUUACUGAUGUUGAGUCUAUCCUGUGUGCACGAUGGUUUGAGAACAGGCACAGACGACAGCCACCCAUACGGUAAUAUAUGUCAGGUGGUAAUUUUUUCCUUUUAAGUAAUCUGGGCCUGAAGUUAUAUGAUGGGAUCUUCUCAGGAUGUCAGCCAGUGAUAGAGUGUAUCUCCCUGGAUCCAGAUCAGUUCCACUGAUCAUUGGGUUAAAAUGGUGGCUGUCGGUUUCUGCCAAAAUUCUUCAGCCCAAAAGCGUUAAUGGUAGGGUUCCAAAAAACAGUCGAUGCUAAAUGGGAUUGUCUCACACAGUAGGUUCAGCAGUAAUGGAUAAAUUGGAAGAAUUAGAAAGAAAAAAAAAACCUUUUUCUUCUUAAAUUACUAACUUUACAUGUGUAGGCAUUACUUAUUUAUUUUGCCAAACAAGUGCUCGUGGUGCAUUUGGCGAAUCAUCUUGAUAAUGAAUCUGUAUGAUGAAUGAAUAUGAGUCAUUAAAUGAGACCAAUGUGCAAAUAUUACCUUGUAAUGAUGAAGGAAAACUCCAGUAGGCACUGACCUGAUGUGAGAGACAUCUGUGUGGGGAAAGUUACGAGGUACAAGAUACACCUGCCUGUUUAAUGUCAGGUAAUGGUCGUAGUCAGAGAUUUUGCUUGUUACAGGUAGGUCCAAAAAUCAUCUCUACACAAUAGUACUAUUUUUCAGCCAUCCUCAUUUUGCUAUAAUUUGAUCUUUUGUGUUUGCACAAUUAUGCAUCCAUUUGUAAAAGAUGAGCCUUUACUGGAGUAAUUUAAUUUGUGUACCUAAAGGCAACAAAGGCUACUGGAUCCUACCUGGGAGUUGAACGUACAACCUCUAUGCUACAGAGUUAGCACCUCAGCAAUUACCUUGCAAUACAUGUUUAGACUAUGUGGACUGACAGACAAUAGACAAAAUGUUUCAAAAACUAAAAACCAAUAAACACGGCCAGGUCAUAGUUGUUUGCACUUAAAUUCCAGCACAAUAUUACACUUGGACCAAUUCCAUAUCUUUUUUUAAGGUAAAUGGCACUUUAUUAGUAUCUGUUGUUGAAAACUGCUAUUCAUACAUAAAAACAAAGCUGCAUACAGUGUGUUUUAUUCAUUGGUGAGGUUGUCUCAAAAGUGUGAAAGUUAGGAAGUAGUUAUGUGGAAAUUUUUAAAGCAUUCCUUUUGUAACUGACUUCAGUAUAUUUUCUUUUAAAUAAAAAUUUAAAAAAAUCUGAA
This is a messenger RNA of Anguilla anguilla (European eel), 1787 nucleotides long. RefSeq names its product Bet1 golgi vesicular membrane trafficking protein-like (gene bet1l). The record is from RefSeq and is a predicted model, not a curated record. Gene Ontology annotation, biological process: regulation of retrograde vesicle-mediated transport, Golgi to ER; retrograde transport, endosome to Golgi. The coding region runs from base 64 to 393 and encodes 109 amino acids. Gene Ontology annotation, cellular component: Golgi trans cisterna; SNARE complex. The transcript is spliced from 4 exons. Gene Ontology annotation, molecular function: SNAP receptor activity. NCBI's taxonomy places the organism in Eukaryota, Metazoa, Chordata, Actinopteri, Anguilliformes, Anguillidae.